CAAAAAUUGGCUUCGUUUCCAAAGUUCCAAACGCCUGGGUUUUAGCUGCCUGUGUACUAACGUACCACCAGCUGACGUGAGAAACUCAUUUGAAUCUAGGGAUGUGGGUUAGAAGGAUUGGAAUCUGUGACGACCACUCCUUUCUCCACUUAGAGAUCGCGAUGUAUAAGAAGGAGACCGGCGAGGGACUACUGGAUUUUCAUUUUUGGUCUUUUCUUGGCAUGUUUAUUGUACCCAUAUCCUGGUGCGCAUCCAUUCCAUCUAAGUCGGUGGCAGUAUAAGAUUCACGACAAUGGCAGAC
Messenger RNA from Colletotrichum phormii, 301 nucleotides. RefSeq lists its product as uncharacterized. The coding region runs from base 102 to 281 and encodes 59 amino acids. The transcript has a single exon. NCBI's taxonomy places the organism in Eukaryota, Fungi, Ascomycota, Sordariomycetes, Glomerellales, Glomerellaceae. The record is from RefSeq and is a predicted model, not a curated record.